Messenger RNA from Benincasa hispida (wax gourd), 504 nucleotides. Lineage: Eukaryota; Viridiplantae; Streptophyta; Magnoliopsida; Cucurbitales; Cucurbitaceae. The record is from RefSeq and is a predicted model, not a curated record.
AUGAAGGCUAUUUUUCAGGGGCUUAUAGAAGAUGUGAUGGAAGUCUUCAUGGAUGACGAAAAAGAUGAACUCAUAUCCACCAAGACAUUGAUAGGACCAUGUGUCAGUACUGAUUACAGGAAGUUGAAUAAAGAUACUAGAAAAGAUCAUUUUUCUCUUCCUUUUAUUGAUCAGAUGGUUGAUAGACUUGCAGGAAGAUGUCUUUUGGUUUGUGCAUUGCCCCUGCCACUUUUUCAAUGUUGCAUGAUGGCUAUAUUUCAGAGGCUUAUAGAAGAUGUGAUGGAAGUCUUCAUGGAUGACUUUUUUGUUUUUGGCUCUUCUUUUGAUACUUGUCUUGCUAAACAAUUUGACUUUGUAGUGAAAGACAAGAAAGGAUGUGAGAAUAUGGUAGUUGACUACUUGUCUAGAAAUGAGAAUGAGAAUGAUCAGACAAGUUCAUCAAUCACUGAGGACUUUCCUGAGGAACAAUUGUAUCAGGUAAAGGGUGCUGUGAGUUGGGACUGA